Messenger RNA from Dentiscutata heterogama, 2469 nucleotides. NCBI's taxonomy places the organism in Eukaryota, Fungi, Glomeromycota, Glomeromycetes, Diversisporales, Gigasporaceae. The record is from the annotation of a GenBank genome assembly.
AUGAGCAACAUUGAUUGGAAUAAAUUCAAAGUACCAGAACUUAAAGCAAAGUGUAAAGAGCUUGGUUUACACGUUAGCGGUACAAAAAAAGCGUUAAUAGAACGAAUUUUAUCCUAUUAUCAUGCCGAUUCUAAUCAAACUGCAACAUUCCACGGCAAAUCUAAUGGUCAAGUUGAAUCAUUAGAUUCAAAGAAAAAAACUGAAAAUGUUUUACAGAAUCCUGAUAAACGUAAAAUUAGUGAUGAUAUUGAAGUUGCGGCAUCUCAAAGGAAAAGUAAAAAGGUCGAUGAUAGUUCAAGAAGAGAAAUAGCACCUAGUGCUAGUGACGGGUCGAUUGUUGAUUAUAGCACACGUGAAAGAAUGAAAACCCAAAUAUCGACGCAGAAAUCUGUUUCCUUAGUUACAAAUGAUUCUAACAUAUCUGAAAUUCAAAAACUUGACGGUAAAGCGAAAUUAGUAGUAAAUGAUCUGCCUGUGAUACGAAAUAUUGAAACCUCCGUUUCCGCAUCAGAAGAGGCACAAAGGAAUGUAUCUGAAAUGCUAACAUCUCCAACACAAAAUAAUGCAUCUGAAUUCUCAAAAUCUUCUUCCAAGAAGACAUUACAAGAUGCGUUCAAUACUGAUUCAAACCUGAAUCAGUCUGUUUUAUCAAAAGUUUCAAGACCAUCACAUUCAUCUAAUGCCAAUACAAAUAAGAAGACAUUACAAGAUGCGCUCAAUACUGACUCAAAUCUGAAUCAAUCUGCUUCAUCAAAAGUCUCGAGACCACCAUAUUCAUCUAAUGCCAAUACAAAUAAGAAGACAUUACAAGAUACGCUCAAUAUUGACUCAAAUCUGAAUCAAUCUGCUUCAUCAAAAGUCUCGAGACCACCACAUUCAUCUAAUGCCAAUACAAAUAAGAAGACAUUACAAGAUGCGUUCAAUACUGACUCAAAUCUGAAUCAGUCUGCUUCAUCGAAAGUCUCGAGACCACCUCAUUCAUCUAAUGCCAAUACAAAUAAUAGUACACUACUUAACCAUUCAUUUCGGUCAUCAGGCUUUAAAGAAACAACAGACGCAGGGAAACCAAAAAGAAAAAAAAUUCAUCACAUAAUUCGCAAACAAGAACAUGUAAAAAAUUGCAUUACCAAAUUGUCAAAUACUAUAGAUUUAGUUUCAAAUCAAAUACAACCUGUAUUAUUUCCACUUAUUCAAAUUCCUCAAGAUUAUUUACAAAUGACUGAGAUAUUAACAAGUUGCCUCGAACAAACUGAUUUUCAAACUGUCCUGGCUGCUGAACGUGUUUGUCAUUUGUGGAAACGUGCUGCAUUUUUAGCAUGGAGGGGACUUUGCAAACGAAAUUUUAGCGGCAUAUUACUAAAUAAUGCAUUGCGUCAGUAUCCUAAUCCGUCCAAUUCAUUCAAAGAUUAUUAUAAACGAAGAUUGGAAAUUCACCGUUACAAUAUUACUUUGUUAUCUCGUAGUUGGAUUGGACAACUUUACGAAAAUCUUGGCAAUUCACCUAAAGUUAUCAUUAAUAAUAAUGAAUUCAUUUAUGGAAUUCAUCAAAAUCUAUAUUAUAGUAACGAUCACCCAUAUCAAUUAUUUAUGACUCUGAGAUUUUGUGUUGCUAGAUUUUAUUAUUAUACUCAAUGUGGUGGCUAUACUGGAUUACUUGAGGAUAUACCUUGUAUUUUAGACGUGAAUGAAAUCAUUGAAGAAAUUUGGAAGAUUAAAUUGGUAAAUGGUGAUGAAUUGGUAAUUCUUGGUGCAACAGGUGAAGUUAUUGGUCAUGACUUUGAUAAUAUUCAUAAUAAUGACAACACUAAAGAACCGUCAAGAAUCGGAUGGUCAACUUUAAAUAAUUGGAUCGAUACGGAUGCAGAAUUACAUGACGAUCAAAUUAGGAAGGCGCAAUUAAGAGUAGAUUGGACAACUUACAUUCAUUCAAAACCUCAGUUUACACCAAAUAACAAUAAAGAAUCUAUCUUACCGUCAACAAUUGAUAAUUCUCCAGUCUUUUUAAUAAAUAAAGUUAUUACUGAAAAUGGAAAUUAUCCAAAUUCAAUCCAUAAAUCCAUAACUUUUGAAGGUAAUCCUUUAAAAUAUAUCUAUUCAGCAAGAUACGUCCUUUCAUCUGUCGAGCCUUUUACGGUCUCUGGAAAUUUGCAACCAAAACCGCAUUGGAAAGUUGCUCGUAUAUUGGCAUUUAAACAUUCAUUACUAGAAUCCGUUGAGUCAAUAAAAUUGCCAGGAGAAAAGGUUUUUGGAAAAAAGUUAAAUGAAAAUAUAUGCUUUGUUCAAACUCCUUCCAGAGGUGUGUUUGUGUUGAAAGUAACUGGGCAAAUAAUAGGAAAUGAGGAUGAUGGAAUUAAUUUUAUGUGGCAGAUGUUAUUAGGGUGUGGACAUUAUGGUGAAGUUAUAAUUGAUACUGAAGAUAAUAAAUCUUUUCAAAAUGCAAGGUUAGAAUACUUUAAACUAACCGAUUAA